AUGCUUCUCGAUUGGGCGAGCCACGGCUACCAAAGCGAGCUGGAUUUGUUUAUCACGCGUUCGAUUCUCUGGCUUAUCGCUAAACAGAACCUCCGCGAUGCGAACGAUCUCUUUUCAAACGUCCAAUCGCAACUCGAAGCCAAGGGCGCGAUCAUGUCUUCCCCUUUGUUCCACUUCGAUUCGUUCAUUCUGCAGACGGUUACGCGUGACGCCGCGCCGCUCUUCAAUCUUCUGAAGGAGAAAUACACGCCUGAACUGGAAAGAGAUCCCGCGCUGCUGCAAACGAUGGAGAAGAUCGGAGAGGUGUAUUUUGGCAUCAAGCCGAAGGGGAGCUUGUUUUCGGAUAUGUUGAAAAUGUUUUCCGGAAUGUAG
This is a messenger RNA of Blastocystis hominis, 372 nucleotides long. RefSeq lists its product as hypothetical. Gene Ontology annotation, biological process: protein insertion into ER membrane. Gene Ontology annotation, molecular function: protein binding. The record is from RefSeq and is a predicted model, not a curated record. The transcript has 4 exons. Gene Ontology annotation, cellular component: cytosol. Bases 1 to 372 code for a protein of 123 amino acids. NCBI's taxonomy places the organism in Eukaryota, Bigyra, Opalinata, Blastocystidae.